Messenger RNA from Dendrobium catenatum, 1816 nucleotides. RefSeq lists its product as uncharacterized. Bases 36 to 1166 code for a protein of 376 amino acids. Lineage: Eukaryota; Viridiplantae; Streptophyta; Magnoliopsida; Asparagales; Orchidaceae. The transcript is spliced from 9 exons. The record is from RefSeq and is a predicted model, not a curated record.
CCUUAACGCGAACCCGGUUUAGUAGUCGGUUACCAAUGCUUCGCCUCUCCUUGGUCUGCAUUGUAAAGUGGGGUAAACCGGCAGCGGGCGCUGGUAGCUUCACAUUGCCGUUGCCGGUCAGGCGAGGAUUCCGGUCGCCGGCUGCACUGGAGGCUCUCGAAGCUCACAUCGGUGAAGAGGAGAGAGGACAGAAGAAGCCACAGCUCGUGCUAUACAACUAUCCCUCUUUCGGUGGAGCCUUUGCCGCACUUUUCGCCCAUCUGUACCACGCCGCCCUGAAUCUCCCAUGUCUCGUCCUCCCCUUUUCCUCUGUUGACCCUCUCAGGGUAGCGGAUUUAAGGUUUGGAGAUAUUCAGACUUGUUAUAUGCUCGAUUUCGUUGGGCCUAAAAAUUUUGCAGUAGAGCUCGCAAAGAUUAUUCCCAGGGUGAUAGCUUUUGAUCAUCGACUGUGUACAUUAUCAAGGAUUUCUAAUAUGGGGAAGUGCCCCAGUAACUUGGAGUUGCGUAUUGAUACCAGAAAGAGCAGUUCCAGGGAUUCUUUGGAUUAUUUUUCAGAAAAAUUAACUGAAGAGAAAUCAUCGAAAAAGAACCCAGAAGCAUUAUUGGACCUUCAAGACUAUGCUCGUGUUGAAAAAAUGAUUAGAUAUAUCGAGGAUGCUGAUCUUCGUCGUUGGGAACUAGUAGGCAUCAAAGAAUUUCAGAUUGGAAUCAGAGAAGCUCGUGCAAAGUUAAACACCCUGACUAACCCUCACAUAUUUGAGCAGCUUCUGGAACUUGAUGCUGAUGACUUGAUAUCAAAGGGAAAUUCCUACGUUGCUUCGCGCCUCGAUGCAGCAAAUAAGUUGUCGGCCAAGCCAUUUAAGAUUAGACUUGGAAGAGGAUUGUAUGGAGAGUGCCUGGCAAUCAGGGCUGAUGGAAAUGCAGAGUUCAGCCAUGAAAUUGCUUUGGAAUUGAGUAGCAGGAGUGCUGCAGCUGGUUUAAGACCUAUUGGAGCAGUUAUAUUCAUGCAACGUGGGAAUCUAAAGAUGUGUUUAAGGACUACUGACUGUGCCACUGAUACCUCAGAUAUUGCCAAGGCAUUUGGCGGUGGAGGAAAACCAAGCUCAAGCUCCUUUAUUAUAAGAAUGGAUGAAUACAACGAGUGGACAGCAAUAAAUUCACCGUAAUAUACCACUCUCUUCGGGGAACACUUUGCUAUGGGGUAAUAAUUUUAUGUUUGAACCAAACAUCAUUCAGGUGCUUAAUUUUAACAAUGUAAUAUGCUUCCUAUUGCUUCAAAAAAGAUAUAUUUGCACAUAUUCAGUUUGUUUGUUUAUAUUAUUUUGGUUGAAAUAAAUAAUAAAAUGCAUUCUUCUAAGUUCUAACUACUCCUUUAUACAUUAAAUGGCCCUCCAUUUAAAUGUCAAAGUAAAUUCGUUCUAAAGAAGGGAAGACCCAUUAUGCUUUUUUUUUCAUUUGAGUUUGAUGUGAUCAACUUGAGGAGGGGUAUCGCUAGCUGAUGUUUCAUACAAUCUCAGGUUUUUGUUUUUAGUUCGGUUCUAUGGCUUUGUAGUUUUCUUUCGUUCUUACAAUACCUGUAGUUUUUUGGGUGGUUUCUUUGCUUGGGUCUUUUUCUUUGUUUAAACAUACCUCACUUGAUAAUUACAUUUUAUGUGCUAACUAAAUGGAAAUAAAAUUUAUUAAUGAAAGGCAAGCAUAGAAACAUAUUCACUUGAUAUCUAUGCAUUUCUAUAUUUAUAUAUUCAAAUUUUUAUAUUUAUUUCCAUAACAUGCAGAUUAUAGUAUGUAAAUGAGUAACGAAGAUUACGAUUUUAUA